Molecule: messenger RNA, 1139 nt
Organism: Vanrija pseudolonga
Lineage: Eukaryota; Fungi; Basidiomycota; Tremellomycetes; Trichosporonales; Trichosporonaceae
Gene: MIC26
Product: MICOS subunit MIC26
Exons: 3
Coding region: 25-1098 (357 amino acids)
Biological process (GO): cristae formation
Cellular component (GO): mitochondrial crista junction; MICOS complex
Source: RefSeq, a predicted model, not a curated record
CACCUUGCAUCUCACCACUCAAAAAUGGCCGCAUUCCAGCGUCUCCUCCGGGCAUCGGCGGCCCCUACCCUCGCCAUUGGCGGUGUCAUGGCCGCAUCGGCCGCUACGACCGUCGCCCUCGCCGACGACGGUGCCGCUGCCGCUGCUCCGGCUUCGUCGUCCCUCGUCCACCCCGGACGGACAGCUCGCGGCGACAAGCUGCCCAUCUACUCGGCUGCCGACGAGGCCAAGCCUAUCGUCCUGAUCGAGACUGUCAACCCCUUGACUGAGCACAUUACGGCUGCUCGCGAGGCGACUGCCGGCGCGCUUGGCUCGGCUCGCGAUGUUGUCGAGAGCGGCGUGUCGUCCUGGAUUGGAUUUGAGCGCAAGGUCGAGGGCGAGGUCAAGCAGAUUGUGUCGCCCGACGAGUCAUUGACCCCCGGCUUGAUCUACGUUGCCGUUGCUGGUCUUACUGGCUCGGUCCUGACCCGCACCCGCGCCUUCCCCAUUCGCUUCCUCGCUCCCCCCGUGUUCGCCCUCGCCGCCCUCCCCUACUUCCUCCCAAAGACGGCGCACAACCUCCGCCAGUACGUCUCGGACGCCGAGGACAAGCACAUUCCCGAGUUUGCCGAGAAGCACGACCGCUUCAACAACGCUCUCGAGGUGCACUGGCAGCUUGCGCUUGACAAGCUCCGUGGCGCUGGCAACGAUGUCAACACAUGGAGCAACAAGGCUGUCGAGAGCGUCGAGUCGGCUACUGGCCUCAAGAUGGCCGAGGCCGUGCGCGUCGGCCAGGAGCGCGUCGAGGCUGCCACUGCCCGUGCCAAGCGCGAGGUAGAGCGCGCCGCCGAGAAGGCCAAGGACAAGGCCAACGAGACGGCCGCGUCCAUCUCGUCUGCGCGCGACACGGUCAAGGAGGCCGUCGCCGAGCCCGUCGAGCUCAAGACGCUCGCCAUCACCAUCGACAACCAGCCCGUGGCUGAGAUCGAGGUGCCCCUCCCUGCGCAGGUGACCGAGCAGCUCGCCGCGCUCAAGGAGGACAAGGCCGAGGUGGCCAAGGAGGAGAAGAAGGUAGAGGAGCCCGCAAAGCCCAAGGAUGAGGGCAAGCGCCUCGUUUAGACAUUUUGCCACAUACGACAUGUAUAACGGUGUGUAGCAGG